AUGGAAAAUGGUAUAUCUUUGAAAUCUAAAUCUAAAUCAAAAGAAGAUGCGAAUCGAAUUAUUUCAUCAAGGAAAAAUAAAUCAAAACGGAAAAAGGAUCAGCCGUCAAGAUAUAAUUCCAAAGAAGUAUAUAUCACAUCAUCGCCAGAAACCAUUAAAAGUCGGAAAAAAGAUUUGAAAUCGACAACAUCGAAAAAAGGUAUUCUGAAACAAUCUGCCGAAAAAGAGAAAUCAGCAAAAUUGCCAAAAUCUGUCAGAAUAAAAUUGCCAAAUUCAAAAGAUAAAUCAAAAUCGGCUGAAAAUGGAACAAAAUCAGAUGAAAAACAAACUGGAUCAAAAUCAAAAGAAAAGGUUACGAAUUCUAGCGAGUUUGUAACAAUGUCAGCAAAUAAUCCAUCAAAAGAAACAUCAAAGGAAACGGAUAUUGGAAAAAAUACCAAAUCAAAAACAUCGGUUGAAAAUUCGAAAGAAGGUGAAACAAAACAAAAAAUUAUAAAAAGAAGACGAGGAAGCCAAGAAAUUAGUGAUUCUGAUAAAGAUGAUGAUGGAUCUGCUGAAAUUAUUCAUGAACCGAGAGAUAAAGAAACUGGCUCGAAAAAGAUUUAUGUCAAGACAAGAAAAAUCAAAACGGUUGAAACAUUAUUCGAUUAUAUUGGUAUGAGAUUUUAAAUUCAUUCAAAACUUUCGAUUACACGUUUUUUGCAGGAAUUUAUUAUUCACCAACAAGAAAAACGAUUAUCCAUGUUUGUAUCAUCAACUUCAUCUUUUGGUUUAUUCUAAAUGCAAUAUUUCUCUCUAACAAAUUGACAAAAAUAACAUCCGAAUCGAUCUAUGAACUCACAAAUGUUUAUACGCAAGUUACACCAACAAAUGACGAUGAUUUGUUAGAAGUAUCUCAUAACUCAAGAAUAUUUUCUGGUGAUCUACCAACAAAUGAUUUGGCUCAUGUUAUUUGCCCAUUUCUAUCUCUAGCAUUUAUCGGGUUUGUAUUGAAAAUUCAAAUAAUUUUUAGAAUCAUUCAAUUAUAUUCAGAACUCGUCAUAAAACAUCAAUGCGAAUAAUUGUUUUCUUUCUACCAAUUUGUUUUUUCUGCAUGACACAUACAGUUCGUUUAUGGUAUAUCGGAACUUUCGGCCUACAAAUUCUCAGUCAUAUGCUCGGAAUAUUCUUUCAAGUUUAUUUAAUCGAAUCUGUUCCGAAAUAUCAUCGACUUUUGGCUUUUGCAAUGUUUGAAAUUUGUGAGCAUUUUUUAAGUUGAACAAAAGAUUAUCACCAUUUUUCAGCUUCGGUUGUUGCUGAAAUUUCUGCACUAUGUUUGAUUAAACUAGCCAAUUUCACAUUGAAUUUGGUACUUUUUCCAUACAUCAGCUUUGACUAUGAUUUUCUUGUGUUAUUAUACAUCAAUGUGAGUUUAGAUAUUUGAUUGUGGAAAAUAUCACCUUUUAUUUUUUUUUUUAGAAAAACGAGUGAUACAAUUUAUAAUCUUUUGACAUUGAGUGAUUUCAACAGAUUGGAAAAAUUAAUUCAACGGAUUGUCAAAAAUGGUAAAAAUUUAUUAGUUCUCCGAAAGAACACAAUUAAUUUUCUUUAUUUUAGCAAAACUAAGUUUGGACCCAGCAACAGCUGUUGAUAGCGUGGCAUUUCAACGAAUAGAACCAAGUGACGAUAUUAUGAAAAUAUUUAUGCACACAUUGAAAACUAGAAUAAUUAUGUAUGAACUGUUUGUGACUUCGAUUCUAUGGUAAGAUAAAAUCAUAAUCGAUUUUAAAUCUUGAUUUGCAGCACAAUUAUUUCAAAAAUCGAUGCAUACAUUGAUUCGGAUAUCAAUUCAGUCAAUACAUUAGGAUAUUUUGACACAAAAUUAUUCAAACCUGGUUCAGCAUGUAUUACAAUUAUAAUUAUGAUACUUUUCGCGUUGUGAGUUCAAAAACUACCAGAAAUCGAGUACAAUCCUAUUAUUAUUGACAGUUUUCUGCCGCGCAGUCGAAUAUUUCUUAUAUCGAUUUCUUCAUUUUUAUUGAUGGUUAGCAUGUUUGUGGUUAAACUAACAUCACAUUAUGUUGAAAGUAUAAACUCGUGUAACAAUUUGAAGGCUCUAGGUAAGACAAUUGUUUCUUGUUUUUAAACAAAUAUAUUUGAAACCGAUGUUUCAGAAAUUGGCUAUAUUGGGUUAGGAUCUGCUGUAAUUGCAAAAGGUAGUUGUCUAUUGAUGAGAAGAAUUUCGGAAAUUCAUUUGGUGAGCAAACUAAAAACUUUGACCUAUUUUCAACUAACAUUUUUUAGAUGGAAAGUGUUCCAAGUAUUGUUCGUGUUCAAGUUCUCGCAUUUUUCUAUUUCUGCACUAUUAGUUUAUAUGGAGAAGGAAAUUACAAAACUUUCCUAGCCAAUUCAGAUAUGUCGACAGUUUUAGGAAUACAAUAUUGUUUUCUAAUACCAGUCGGAAUUUGGUUAUUAACACCAAGAAACAAACUCGAACUAACAGUGCACUUCUCGGAAGUUUGGUCAAAAUGGAAAUGGAGAACUUUUAGUAAUAUUAUUGCUGGUGAUUCGGAAGCACAUUUAAGUGCUCCUCCUGCACCUAAUGUUAAAUAA
This is a messenger RNA of Caenorhabditis angaria, 2592 nucleotides long. The record is from the annotation of a GenBank genome assembly. NCBI's taxonomy places the organism in Eukaryota, Metazoa, Nematoda, Chromadorea, Rhabditida, Rhabditidae.